AUGAGCUCCAAUUUGCCCAACCCGUGUCUGGUGGGAAUUGUUUUAACCAUAUCAACACAUGCUGGGCCACAAGUAGUUUAUCAUUACCCUCCAGUUGACCUGCUUUCCAAACACAAGAAGACAAAAAUACAACAGAGCCCAAGAAAUUACGAAGAUAGCGAGACAUCGAGACGAGCUCAAUUUGACAACACUCUUUUUCGAAAACAAUCGUUGAGAUUGCAACAAGACGGAGAGAGCGAUGCAACAUUUUCCAUACAUUCUGCACAGACAGAAAACUUAGACGAUACAGAUAUCAGCGAUAGCACUGAUGAUGAGGUCAGCACAGGUGUGAGCGAUAGUGACAUUUCGACGGACUUUGCUGAUGUAUCUUCUGAGUCUAGCUCGGCUAGUUCAGAAUUUCAUCAACCAAUCAGUGUAGAGGAGUUAGCAGCGCCGCGUUUGUCGCUCGAUCACAAUGCAAGUAUUCAGUCGCUGGGAAACUCCAUACGGAGUGUCAACUUUGAUCCAGCUACCAACGCAAGCAGAGCACCCCAUUUUCUGGGUCCAAAUGAUUCGAAACGCAACUCUGUUGUAUCCAAGAACACGCUAGGUAGAGAUGUCGAUCCGGGACCUGUUCUUGAAACAACAACAGAGUCCGACGAUGAUGAGGAGCUGCACUUUGAGCUCGAUGAUAAGUACUUUGGCGUCGAGUUUCAGGCUAUUAACAAGAUUUUGCGAUAUGAUACAGACUUUUUUGCUGAAAUAAGCUCGCCCCCGAAGGACAUGUGUAACACACGUUUCGAAUUGUCCAUAGAUGAUCUCACCUUGGUAGGGCUGCCAAUCCAUAAAAACGCAGAUGGGCACUGGAGAAAGUCAAAAAAAAGAAGGGCAGGGAAUCGACUGCGGCAUUCAAAUUCCGGCUUGAGGACGAGAAAUGACUCGAAACAACAGAUGUCUAACGCAAAUUCAGAUGAAGACGGAUCUCUGAUUGAGGAAGAUAGUUCAAGGAUAUUGAAGUCUGAAGAAACUCAGGGCAAGGAUGACGCUGAAGACGUUCAAGAUAGCGUCAAUAUGUUCCACCUCUGCUUCUUGAUGAAUCCACAAUUGGUCGAAUACAAUGAGAAAGUAGACGACAUGUACCACUAUGUUAUUUCAAGACUGUCCCUAAUAUUAAGAUAUGCUCAAGAUAAGUCAAGUUUCGUCACCAAGGAAGCAUUAGAAAUUACGAGGACUCGCGAUCGGACACUCAAAUCUUCAGAGAAGUAUAAAAUGAUUAAAGGUAGUGGAAGGAAGGGGAAAUACCUUUAUCAACGAAUUUUGAAUAAAUCUCCAUUGGCACGGAUCAUUACUCAAUGUUUCGACGCUUUAGUCAAAAAUGAAAUUGCUAACCUAGAAAUUGACGAUGACAAAAUAAUAUCCUUGCAAAUACCCAUGAAAAAUGAAUUCUCAGUAUGCCCAAACCUGAAAACGAAUCCGGUACUUAGAGGGUCUUUUUUGACCUCGAUUUUGAACCAGACGUUUUUGGAAGGAAGAUCUGGAACAGGUGCUCAAGAUUCAGAAAGAGACGUUAAUGAAAACAGCGACCUUUUGGAUUUUGCCCUCCUUCUACUGGACGAGCCCGCUAAUAUACUUCAAGAAUUGCAGUACUCUGCAUUUCGAAACGACAUGGCCUCUGUUAUAUUAACCUCUCUGGUCAAGACUUUGAAGCCAACGCUUCCCCUGCGGCACUAUCAGUAUCUGGUAGAUGAGGUGAUGGGACCAUCUGAUCCGUUAACUCAAGGUAAAGGCAACUCGUUUCAUAGUGGGUUGCUACGGUCUUUGGCGUUGCAUCUAAUGUAUUGGCGGCAUGCUAGAAUUAUUAUUCCCUUAUCUUCGAAAAGUACUUAUAUCGUUUCGCCCUUGGCGCCAAUAUCAGGUACAUUGAAAGACAACACUUCGGCAAAUCUAAACAACAAACCUUUGAUAUUGCAGAAUCAAGAGAUUUUUGCCAAGAAGUUUCCAUCCUUACCACCACUCUCCUCAUUUUUAAGCAUGAUAUCUUCUACCAAACCACGUCCGUUUGGAAGCAUCAUACCAUCGAAAGACCAUAAAAAUGUUUAUUUAAACGCCUUGAGCUGGCUCAUCCGAAAUGGUUACUUGACCCAGCUGCUGAGUUUUUUUUGGGUUCGAGUUGACUCUCGAAUAAAAAUCGCAGUUGAUGAAGACUUAGAAAAGGAUGGGGUUAGGAUUACCAAAAACUCAAAGUAUCAGGACCUAAACACCAGAAAAAAUGACACUAUUAUAGGCUCUGAUCUUCCUGAUGAUAUCGAUUACUACUACUAUAACGGUGAUGAGGAUUCUUUGAAUCGUGCCGAUUACACAAUCAUCUUGGACCCCGAAAGGGCUACUGCUGUGGAGAAGAGAUGGUUAUAUAAAUGCAUUGAAGGACAGCCAUCCGAAAUUCAAAUUCUAUUUCAUAAGAUGGUCAAAUAUUUCAACGGCACUACGCCUAUAGAACUUGUACAGAUUCGCGAAGGUAUUUCACGACACGAAGUUCGGAAGGUGAGUCAGGCACUCGGCAAUUACUUAGUAGAGAUUAAUCAUUGGUGA
This is a messenger RNA of Lachancea dasiensis, 2568 nucleotides long. The record is from the annotation of a GenBank genome assembly. Lineage: Eukaryota; Fungi; Ascomycota; Saccharomycetes; Saccharomycetales; Saccharomycetaceae.